UUCUUCGUUUUUUGCCAUGGGCUCCUACAGCUCUCCCAGCUCCUGAUCUCCGGCUACAUGAAGAGCACCAUCUCCACCAUUGAGAGGCGAUAUGGCCUGUCCAGCCAGACAACAGGGUUGCUUACCUCCUUCAAUGAGGUUGGAAACACGCUGCUGAUCGUCCUCAUAAGCUACUUUGGCAGCCGAGUGCACAGGCCUCGCUUCAUUGGUUGUGGAGCAAUUCUUGUCGCCUUGGCUGGAUUUCUGAUGUCUCUCCCUCAUUUCAUCACAGGACGCUACAAAUAUGACCAGUCCAUUGCCAGUGUUUUCAGCAACACCACAGACCUCUGCCAGCUGGAUGGCUGGGGGGCCAGCGGGAACCUCAGCGAUGAGAGCUGCACCCCCCGCAAUGCCAAGGAGAACCACGAGCUCCUUCUCAUCAUGUUCGUGGCCCAGGUGCUGAGGGGCAUCGGCGGUGUCCCCAUCCAGCCCUUCGGCAUCUCCUACAUCGACGACUUCGCCAGCGAAAGGAACUCUCCCCUCUAUUUAGGGAUCUUGUUCUCCCUGACUGUCAUCGGGCCUGGGGUGGCCUUCAUGCUGGGCUCUGCCAUGCUGCGCUUCUACGUUGACAUCGACAAAGUCACGGGAGAGGAAAUCCAGCUCACGAACAAAGACCCGCGCUGGGUUGGUGCCUGGUGGCUUGGCUACCUGGUUGCAGCCAGUCUCGUGGCCGUGUCUGCCGUGCCCUACUUCUUCUUCCCACGGGAAAUGCCGAAAGAGGUGUCAAGCAGGGAGGAGAAGCACAGCAAGGAGAGCGAGGACGCGUUCAGCCAGCUCCGCUCGAGGUCCGAGCACAUGCAGAACAUGUCUCUGAUCCAGUUCAUCAAAUAUUUUCCCGUGGUCUUGCUGAGGAACCUCCGGCAUCCUGUCUAUCUGCUGGUGGUCUUGUCUCAGGUCAACCUCUCUGCCAUGGUGGCUGGUUUAGCGACAUUCAUGGGGAAGUUCCUGGAAAGACAGUUCUCCCUCACAGCAUCUUUUGCCAACAUGAUCAUUGGUGCUGUGAACAUCCCCGGGGCCAUGGUCGGGAUUGUGGUGGGUGGUGCCAUCAUGAAGCGGUUCCAGAUGUCCCUGAGGCAGUGCGGCGCCCUGUGCAUCCUCGGCAUGUUCCUCUGCGUGGUCCUGGCUUUUCCCCUGCUCUUCCUCGGCUGUCCAACGCAGAAGGUCGCUGGCGUCACCUACAGUGGCAGCUCUGGAUAUGAACACCAUGCUCUGGAGUGUAACCUUCACUGCAACUGCCCUGAGAAAGCCUACAACCCCAUCUGCGGCUCUGAUUCUAUCGAGUACAUCUCGCCGUGCUACGCUGGCUGCGAAGUCGUAAAUAUUGAUGCGGUUAAAAACACAGUCCUGAACUACACCUACUGCAGCUGCAUCUCCGAAAAUGGCCUUGCAGGCUCCGCCAAACCCGGGACCUGCGGUACCAGCUGCUCCCACCUGCUCCUCCCCUUCGUGGUGUUGUCCUGCCUGGCGGGCAUCCUCGCGAGCACAUCCCACACGCCGUCCUUCAUGCUCAUCCUGCGGAGCGUCCAGCCUGAAGACAAGUCGUUUGCUGUUGGGAUGCAGUUCAUGUUGCUGAGAGUUUUAGCGUGGAUGCCCAGCCCGGUCCUGUUUGGCAGCGCCAUCGACACCACUUGCAUCCUCUGGGAGAAGAAGUGCGACAAGAACGCCGCUUGCAGAUACUACGACAACGAUCUCUUCAGGCACAGGUAUCUCGGACUCCAGCUUUUCUUCGAAGUAGGAGCUUUGCUGUGCUUCGUGACUGUGUAUAUCAUUCUCAGGCGUCAGGAGAGAGAAGCUCGGAGUGUAGCAGAGACAAAGACAAACCCAGAAAAGGAGAAACUGGCAGGAAAGGCCACAAAGAACCCAGAAUCCAAAGUGUGAAAAGAUGUGAAUGGCACUCCAUGUGCCCAGGAGGGAAAGCCAGGUGGAUAACCCCUCACUUGAACUGUGAAGGAUGGAUGCUUGGAGCAGCCGAAGACAGGACUGCGUCUA
Molecule: messenger RNA, 2028 nt
Organism: Tinamus guttatus (white-throated tinamou)
Lineage: Eukaryota; Metazoa; Chordata; Aves; Tinamiformes; Tinamidae
Source: RefSeq, a predicted model, not a curated record